GCGGCCCCGGCGGCGCAAAAUGGCCACGGCUCUGCACAAACCCCUCAAAUGCCUGGGGGAGGAGUUCUACCGCGAGGCUCUGGAGCACUGCCGCAGCUACAACUCCCGGCUCUGCGCCGAGCGCAGCCUCCGCCUGCCCUUCCUGGACGCGCAGACCGGGGUGGCCCAGAGCAACUCCUACAUCUGGAUGGAGAGAGCGCACCGGCGGCCCGGCCUGUCCCCGGGCCAGAUCUACUCGUACCCUGCCCGCUGCUGGCGCAAGAAGCGGCGCCUGAACAUCCUGGAGGCUCCGCGGCUUCGGCCCUACUGCGAGGCGCCGCUGCGGAAGGAGGGGGCGCUGCCCGAGGGGCCGGUGCUGGAGGCGCUGCUCUGCGCAGAGACCCCCGAGCGCAAGGGGGGAGACGGCAGCAAGGACGAGGAGACGGCGCUCGAGGGAACGAAGCCGCCCCCUCCUGAGUUCCCGCACGACCCCGACGGGGACGAGCUGGACGAUGACCCCCCCCGGCGCAAGAACAAGGCCAAGGGCAAGGCGUAUGGGAUGGUGAUGAAGAGGAGGGUGGACGCUGUCUUGGAGGAGCGGGACAAGCCCUACGUGUGUGACAUCUGUGGGAAGCGCUACAAGAACCGCCCUGGGCUCAGUUACCACUACACCCACACCCACCUGGCCGAGGAGGAGGGCGAGGAGCCGGGGGGGGGCGCGGGGCCCCCCCGCAGGAACCACCACAAGCAGUUUUACAAAGAGUUAAACUGGGUCCCUGAAAACCAGCGCAGGAACACAGGCCGCCCCGCCCCCCCCGGGCCCCCCCCCGAGGGUCCGUGCGAUUUCUGUGCCGGCGGAGCCCGAGCGCGCGGGGCCGAGGAGCAGCUGAUCGCAUGCGCCGACUGCGGGAGAGCCGGGCACCCGUCAUGCCUGCAGUUCUCGCUGGCCAUGGCGGCGGCGGCGCGCUCCUACCGCUGGCAGUGCAUUGAGUGCAAGUCCUGCAGCCUCUGCGGCACCGCCGAGAACGACGACCAGCUGCUGUUCUGUGACGACUGCGACCGCGGUUACCACAUGUACUGCCUGAGCCCGCCCAUGGCCGAGCCCCCCGAGGGGAGCUGGAGCUGCCACCUGUGCCUGAGGCAGCUGAAGGAAAAGGCCUCGGCCUUCAUCACCCUCACUUAGGGGGGGCCAAAACCC
Messenger RNA from Pseudopodoces humilis (Tibetan ground-tit), 1177 nucleotides. The record is from RefSeq and is a predicted model, not a curated record. Lineage: Eukaryota; Metazoa; Chordata; Aves; Passeriformes; Paridae.